Molecule: messenger RNA, 2125 nt
Organism: Oryza sativa Japonica Group (Japanese rice)
Lineage: Eukaryota; Viridiplantae; Streptophyta; Magnoliopsida; Poales; Poaceae
Product: cytochrome P450 78A5
Molecular function (GO): oxidoreductase activity, acting on paired donors, with incorporation or reduction of molecular oxygen; heme binding; iron ion binding
Source: RefSeq, a predicted model, not a curated record
UCUCCUGAUUCCUAAACCCUACACACUUGUAGUAACUUGCUUUGAAGUAAAAAAAAAAUGGUGUCCUUCUACCUCGACUCCACCUUCCUGCCUCUCCUCGCCACCACCAUGGCCAGCCCACUCCACGCCUGCCUCCUCCUCGCCCUCCUCUUCCUCGCGCUCGCCUUCUUCCACCCCGGCGGCGUCGCGUGGGCGCUGUCGUCGUCCGGCGGCCACGGCGCCGCCGCCAUCCCUGGCCCGCGGGGAGUCCUGCUCGCGUUCGCCGGCCCGAACCCGCACCGCGCGCUGGCCAGCCUCGCCGCGUCGACGCGCGGGGCCACGCGCCUCAUGGCGUUCUCCGUCGGGCUCACCCAGUUCGUGGUGGCGAGCCACCCGGACACGGCGCGGGAGAUCCUCGCCGGCGCCGCGUUCGCCGACCGCCCCGUGAAGGAGGCCGCCGCGGAGCUCAUGUUCCACCGCGCCAUGGGGUUCGCCCCGCACGGCGGGUACUGGCGCCGGCUGCGCCGCCUGGCGUCCGCGCACGCGCUCGCCCCGGGGAGGCUCGCGGCCCGCCGCAGGGCGAUCGGCGAGGAGACGGUGCGGCGCGUGGCGGCCGCCAUGGCGCGCGACGGCGCCGUCGGCGUGAGGCGGCUGCUGCACCUGGCGAGCCUGGACAAUGUCAUGGCGAGCGUGUUCGGGGUCGGCCUCGGCGAGCUCGGCGCGGGCGCCGUGUCGGAGCUGGAGGAGAUGGUGGGGCAAGGGUACGAGCUGCUCGGCACCUUCAACUGGGGCGACCACCUGCCUCUGCUGCGCCUCCUCGACGUCCAUGGCGUCAGGAGGAAGAGCAGGGCGCUGGCGUCUAGGGUUAAGGUGUUCGUCUCCAAGAUCAUAGAGGAGCACAAGACGAGGAGAGAUGCCAAGUACGGCGGCUGCGACGGCGACGGCGAUUUCGUGGACGUCUUGUUGGGGCUGGAAGGAGAGGAGAGGCUGGAGGAGGAAGACAUGGUCGCCGUCCUAUGGGAGAUGAUCUUCCGUGGCACAGACACGGUGGCCAUCCUGCUGGAGUGGGUGCUGGCGCGGAUGGCGCUGCACCCGGACGUCCAGUCCAAGGCGCAGGCCGAGAUCGACGCCGCCGCGGUGAGCGGCGACGCGGCGGCGCUCCCGUACCUGCACUGCGUCGUCAAGGAGUGCCUGCGGAUGCACCCGCCGGGCCCGCUGCUGUCGUGGGCGCGCCUCGCCACGCGGGACGCCCACCUCGACCUCGGCGCCGACGCCGGCGGCCGCGCCGCCCUGGUGCCCGCCGGCACGACGGCGGUGGUGAACAUGUGGGCCAUCGCCCGCGACGGCGGGCUGUGGCGCGACCCGGGCGUGUUCCGGCCGGAGAGGUUCCUCGGCGACGGCGAGGCCGCCGGCGUGGGCGUGGCGGGCGGCGCCGGCGGCUACGACCUCCGGCUGGCGCCGUUCGGGGCCGGCCGGAGGGCGUGCCCCGGCAGGGCGCUGGCCAUGGCCACCGUCCACCUCUGGCUGGCGCAGCUUCUCCGGAGCUUCAGGUGGGUCCCGUCCGGCGACCGCGGCGUCGACAUGAGCGAGCGCCUCGGCAUGUCCCUCGAAAUGGAGAAGCCAUUGAUCUGCCUCGCGCUUCCAAGGACCUCGUCUACCUAGCUACACACACAAGCUGCUACCAACUUUGCUAAGACCUCUACUUGGAAUCUUGUAGAUUAUAUCUGUUAAUUAUGUAUAAUUAAGCUUCCGUAAAAAAAUAUAUGUACUCCCUUUGUUUCACAAUAUAAGUCAUUCUAGCAUUUUCCACAUUCAUAUUAAUGCUAAUGAUUCAUUAGCAUUAAUAUGAAUGUGAAAAAUACUAGAAUGACUUACAUUAUGAAACGGAGGAAGUAUAAUAAUUAAGCAUACGCAUGUUCUAACCUAUAGAUCAAUUUUCAUGUGGGUGCUUGGUUAGAACUUGAAAUAAUCCCAAGGUUUUGUAGCCUGUUCUUUAUAUAGGGGUUUUUUUUUUUCAUGCUCUCGUGAUGCAAGUAUGGGGUGUGGUUUGUUCUCUGGGAGACAUGAGACGCUAAUAAGAUGAUUAUUGUACUUUUUUAAAAAAAUGGCUGUGGACCAUAUGUCAUAUAUUUGUUUUUUGGGAUUA